Mercurialis annua (annual mercury) is the source of this 1111-nucleotide messenger RNA. Its product is annotated as UPF0481 protein At3g47200. The transcript has 2 exons. The record is from RefSeq and is a predicted model, not a curated record. NCBI's taxonomy places the organism in Eukaryota, Viridiplantae, Streptophyta, Magnoliopsida, Malpighiales, Euphorbiaceae. Bases 4 to 1041 code for a protein of 345 amino acids.
GAGAUGCGUGGCUGUUAUGCAGAUAGUUUUGAAUUCUGCAGUACAACUUUUGCUAAUAUGAUUCUGUUGGAUAGUGUGUUCAUAAUUGAGCUUUUCAUGAGACAUCAUAAAGGUUCUGAGAAUCUUAAAGAUUUUAUUUUAGGUAAACCAUGGCUGAGUACUGAUGUUCAACAAGAUUUACUUUUGCUUGAAAAUCAGCUACCUUUCUCAAUUCUUGAACAUCUUUAUAACUUUGCAAGACCAAAUUUCGCUUACGAUAGCCCUUCUUUUCUCGAGCUUACCUGCAAUUAUUUCUCCAAUUUCAAACCGAAGAUUAAUGCAAAAAUCUCAAAUCCUGAGAAAAUACUACAUUUCACCGAUCUGGUGAGACAAUUUUGGAUAUUCAAUCCCCCUCUGAUGGGAAAUGGAACCAUUGGAAGUGUUUAUAGCAUAACCAAACUGCACCAGGCAGGACUAAAGCUGAAGCCCGCGGAAAACAAAUGCUUUCUUGAAAUUAGUUUCGAACGGGGAGUGCCCUGUGUUCCGAGAGCAGAAUGUUGUAAAAUGGAAAGCUUCUUUCUUGAAAUUAGUUUCGAACGGGGAGUGCCCUGUGUUCCGAGAGCAGAGCUACAGAUUCCUCGCUUUGAAGUUGAUGAUACUACUGAAUUCGUUGUUCGAAAUCUAAUGGCUCUUGAACAAUGUCAUUAUCCGUUCGACACUUACAUUUGCAAUUGCAUUCGCCUGUGGGAUCUUCUUAUCGACACUGCUGAAGAUGUGGAGCUGCUUGUUGAGAAGAAGAUACUUGUUAACGGACUAGGCGAUGGGGCUGCUGUCGCAAAUUUGGUUAACAAACUGUGCAAUCAAAUUGCAGAAGUCCGGUCUUGUUACUCUACUCUCUCCGAAGAUUUGAACGCCUACUACGAAAACUGUGGCAAUCAUACCAUGGCGAUUUUAAGAAGUGUAUAUUUCGGGGAUCUUUGGAGAGGAACCGGAACCAUUGCUGCCGUUGUUCUCCUUAUUCUCACUGCUAUACAGGCCAUAUGCUUUGUCCUGCAACUCUAGCUAGGAUCAACCUUUUCUACUAUCAACUCAUUAUUUUUUCAGUAUACCAACUCCGAUUGCUGUUUGCUAA